GAGCACUCCCCUCAGCCCUCAUUUUGCUGGUACACGAAGCAAGGCGCGAGACAGAGAGCGAGAAUGCGGAGCGGCGGCGGCGGCGGGCGGGAGGACGAGGAGGCCGGGCAGAAGCUCAAGAGCAUGGGCUCGGGCAAGAUGGAGAAGGGCGGCGGCGGAGGGGGCGGCAGCAGCGGCGACGACGACAGCCCGCACCCGCCGCGGCCGGCCGUCAAGUACCACGGCUGGAAGGCCAUGCCCUUCAUCAUAGGGAACGAGACGUUCGAGAAGCUGGGGACGCUGGGCACGUCGGCGAACCUGCUGGUGUACCUGACGCAGGUGUUCCACAUGCGGAGCGUGGACGCGGCGACGCUCCUCAACGGCCUCAACGGCACCACCAGCCUCGCCCCCAUCGUCGGCGCCUUCCUCUCCGACGCCUACCUCGGCCGCUACCUCGCCCUCGCCAUCGCCUCCGUCGCAUCCCUCAUCGGCAUGUUCUUCCUGACGCUGACGGCGGGCGCGGACAGCCUGCACCCGGCGGACUGCGGUGUCGGCGAGGUGUGCCAGAAGGCCAGCUCCUACCAGCUCGCCGUGCUCUUCAUCUCCUUCGCCUUCCUCGUGAUCGGGUCGGCGGGGAUCCGGCCGUGCAGCAUGCCGUUCGGGGCGGACCAGUUCGACCCGCACACCGAGUCGGGCAGGAGGGGGAUCAACAGCUUCUUCAACUGGUACUACUUCACCUUCACCUCCGCCAUGCUCGUCUCCGCCACCGUCAUCAUCUACGUGCAGAGCAACGUCAACUGGGCCAUCGGCCUCGGCAUCCCGACGGCGCUCAUGCUCCUCGCCUGCGUGCUCUUCUUCAUGGGCACGCGCCUCUACGUGCGCGUCAUCCCAGAGGGCUCCCCCUUCACCACCAUCGUGCAGGUGUUCGCCGCCGCCUUCGCCAAGCGGUCCUUGAAGCAGCCCAAGGACCCCAAGCAGGACCUCUUCGACCCGCCGCACACCAGCGCCAUCGUCUCCAAGCUCACGCACACGGACCAGUUCCGGUGCCUCGACAAGGCCGCCAUGGUGGCGGGCCCCGAGGAGGUGCGCUCCGGCGGCGCCGCCGCGGCCGACCCGUGGCGGCUCUGCACCGUGCAGCAGGUGGAGGAGGUGAAAUGCCUCAUCCGCAUCGUGCCCGUCUGGUCCACCGGGAUCAUCUACUACGUGGCCGUGGUGCAGCAGUCCACCUACGUCGUCUUCUCCGCGCUGCAGUCCGACCGCCGCCUCGGCAGCAGCUUCCACGUCCCCGCGGCGUCAUUCACCGUCUUCGCCAUGCUCGCGCAGACGCUCUGGAUCCCCAUCUACGACCGGCUCCUGGUGCCCCGACUCAGGAAGGUGACCGGCAAGGACGAGGGCUUGACGCUGCUCCAGCGCCAGGGCAUCGGGAUCGCGCUCUCCACCGUGGCCAUGAUCGUCUCGGCUGUCGUCGAGGACCGGCGGAGGGACAUCGCGCUGAACCAGCCCAACAUCGGCACGACGCAGACCGGGGGCGGCAUCUCCGCCAUGUCCAGCUUCUGGAUGGUGCCGCAGCUCAUGAUCCUCGGCCUCUCCGAGGCAUUCAACCUCAUCAGCCAGAUCGAGUUCUACUACAAGGAGAUCCCGGAGCACAUGCGGAGCGUCGCCGGCGCGCUCGCCUUCUGCAACCUCGCGCUCGGCAACUACCUCAGCGGCUUCCUCACGACGAUCGUGCACCGGACCACCGGGGCGGGCCAGAACUGGCUGGCGCAGGACCUCAACAAGGGCAGGCUAGACCUCUUCUACUGGAUGAUCGCCGGCAUCGGCGUCUUCAACUUCGUCUACUUCAUGAUCUGCGCCAGGUGGUACAGGUUCAAGGGCACCAGAGACGCCUGAGCUUUGCACAACGAUGCAAUAGAAUAAGGUCAGGUGAUUAAUUGGCGUGUCCUAUACUUUGUUGUUGUAAUUUUUUGGUUCUGGUGUUGUGAAAUCAAUCAAUCUAUAGAUGAAGUGGGUGGGGAAAGAAAAGAAGAAAGAUAGUAGGCAACAAUGGCUGGUUAAUUUCUUGUAAGUUGUUAAAAUGAAGGAAACAACAAUGAGGUGGUUAAUUUCUUGUAAGUUGUCCAAAUCAUAUGAAAGGUAAAUGAAUGUCUUUCACUGUA
Messenger RNA from Hordeum vulgare subsp. vulgare (domesticated barley), 2135 nucleotides. Its product is annotated as protein NRT1/ PTR FAMILY 2.11-like. Bases 64 to 1869 code for a protein of 601 amino acids. Gene Ontology annotation, cellular component: plasma membrane. Lineage: Eukaryota; Viridiplantae; Streptophyta; Magnoliopsida; Poales; Poaceae. Gene Ontology annotation, molecular function: transmembrane transporter activity. Gene Ontology annotation, biological process: transmembrane transport. The transcript is spliced from 3 exons. The record is from RefSeq and is a predicted model, not a curated record.